This is a messenger RNA of Exaiptasia diaphana, 1490 nucleotides long. RefSeq lists its product as uncharacterized. NCBI's taxonomy places the organism in Eukaryota, Metazoa, Cnidaria, Anthozoa, Actiniaria, Aiptasiidae. The transcript is spliced from 3 exons. The record is from RefSeq and is a predicted model, not a curated record. Bases 269 to 1081 code for a protein of 270 amino acids.
GAUACACCAGCACUUGUGUCGCUACGUGACCAAUUGGCAAGCUGCGAAAUCUUUCAAAAAACCAACUCAACCAACAACCCGCGAAAAAGAGACACCUCCCCUUGUCGAGAACAAAAAAACACAAAUAUUUCGGCUUCAAAUUUCCGAAGAAAAAAAGCAGGGAUUUGGAGUUUUGAGAGUAGGACCUUGCCCUCGAACGAAAGAUUCUAAAACAAAUGAAUUUUUACAAAAUUCAAAGGACGAGAAAAAACUUUACAAGAAAGACGAAAUGAAACUUUACAGAGAGAAAACUCCUGAGGCUUUGGAAAUCUCAAUUACUGGCUCCAAGCCGCCAUCUUCGGAGAUGAAUAUUGAAAUGAACAGCGCGCAAAGGAAAUUGCUCAAAACGAAAAUGACAAAAACGAUGAUUAUCCCAAAAGCAAGCAACGUUGACCUUUCGAAAGCCGGUAGUUUACGCGGAAAGGAUGAUGAGGUUCGCGGAAAUUGGAAAGACAAAGUCAAGACUGUUGAGUUGCAGAUUGUGAAGGCUGCUACGGGUUCGCGUGCUAAAGGAACUGCAAAGAAAGUAAGCAGACCGAAAAAUAAGCCGACACCCCCGCCACCUACAUCCAAAGCCUCUGCUAAAAAGACAUCUCCUGCCCACAAUGCUUGCCAUCCUCACAUUGUAUGCGGUUCCAAUAUGACUAAAAUGAUCUUUGCUGACAAGCAGUUUCUUCACAUCACAACCCCAAAACCAAUUGGUGUAAACCCAGCAAGUCAACGAGGCAGCUCAUCCAAGCUAUUUGACACCCCUAGUGAUACAGUCUAUCCAUGGGCCGAUGCUUUAAGCAUCAUACCACGCGGAAGACUGAUUGAGGAAUCUCAAAUCCUUAGCCCGUAUACACAGCGUUUUCCUGACAAGAGGUUUCAGGCAUGCAUAACCCCAAGCAGUUAUCCUUCGAGCAGUAUUGAUGUGCAAAUACAGGGAAGCUCAAUCGAUGAUUCCCCUUCAUUGGAGCAUUGCAGAUCUGAAGAGGAUAUCCACAAAAUAUCUUCCAGCAAAAAAUCUGUUCAGAAAGUUGGGCCAUUUCUUAAGUUGUAAGUAGUCUCUUUCAUGGUUUAAUGCAUCAUCUUGAAAGGUAGGCGUGUCUUUUGCCAUUGAGCGUACAAUGAUUGACACCUGUCAAUAAUUGUCUGUAGGUGUUCUAUCAUUGCACUUUCAAUGGUUGCCUUGCUUUGAUGCCAAGGCACAGCUACGAUUGAAGAUGUCGUAGGGAAGCGUGAAGGAGACUACAUUAUUGACACUGACACUGUUUUAAAUUUCAUACCAGAGAUGAUAACUUAAACCACAGCAUAUUACUGUACAAUUUUAAUUAUCAAAACAUAGAAUUUCCCCAUAUUAUGCUAUUUUAUUCAAAGUUUGUUCAAAGUCCAGUUAUAUCCUUUGUAUUCAAUUUCCACUUUUUCAUUUCCUUCCAUUUGCUUGAUCAAAUGUCCCAUUUUAGUUUUCA